Molecule: messenger RNA, 12301 nt
Organism: Cyprinodon variegatus (sheepshead minnow)
Lineage: Eukaryota; Metazoa; Chordata; Actinopteri; Cyprinodontiformes; Cyprinodontidae
Gene: ush2a
Product: usherin-like
Exons: 63
Coding region: 40-11418 (3792 amino acids)
Molecular function (GO): protein binding
Source: RefSeq, a predicted model, not a curated record
GCAUCAGCUCCCAGUGGUAACAGCAUUAUUGGUGAAAACAUGGGUUUGUUCAUUGGAGGCCUGCCCGAAGAAUUUGCUCUUCUAAGGGAUGAUUCAGGGGAUACGAAACUGGUGCGAAGGGGCUUCUCUGGCUGUCUAAGGGACGUUAGUUUAAAGAUGACUGACAACCCUUUAGAGGAAUGGAAAUUACUGGAUUGGAAAAAAGCCACAAAGAAGUUGGGAGUGUACGAAAGCUGGGAAGGAUGUCCUCUUCAUACUGUGGAAGGAGUCCAUUUUCUUGGGGAUGGUUAUUUGGAGUUAGACGCAGGUGUUUUCAGUGGAGGACAAAACUUCGACAUUUCCAUGGAUUUCAGAACUGACCAGCUCAGUGCACUUUUGCUGUUCACAUACAGCUCACAAACUGAUGAUUAUAUGCUUGUUGAACUGGAAGCUGGUCUCUUGUCUUUUAUUCUUGCUGCUGGAGGCCAUGUGACUGAACUUCGUAUGUGGGUGGGACUUAGCUACUGUGAUGGAGACUGGAAGCAUUUGUCAUUGGCAAAACGGGGUUCUCUCAUCUCUGCUGCAUUGGAUGAGGUGGCCGAGGAAAUAAGGGGAGUGGGGGGGGCAGCAAGACUGAGAGCUGAAUCCCCGAUGUACCUCGGCGGCGUACCAAUUGAACUCUCGCACCAGGCUCUGAAUGUUCAUAGUCACAAACAUGGGCUUGGAGGCUGCAUACGGGGGCUAACUGUUCGCAGUGAUGAAAGAAAUCCUUCUGCCAGACAAAGUAUUAAUCUCUCAGUUGCCUAUCGCCGCUCUGUUAGAGUCAACUUAGAUGGCUGCCCUACCAGUGAAAGCCGGUUUAACUGCAGAGGAAAUGAUUCAGUGCUUGUGUACACUGGAGGACAGACAAAAGCCACAGAUCAUAGUUUGCAGCCUUUUACAGAGUACUUGUACAGGUUUGUCGCCUUGGCUCCAGGAGGUUUGGCAGCAUCACCGUGGCAGAGAGGUCGAAGCCGUGGCCAAGUACCUACAUCUGUACCACCUCCAUCCACAGUGCAGAGUAUCAGUGGCUUCAGUGCCAAGGUGAGCUGGAUUCCACCUACAGGUGACAUCCGAGGGCUUAUUGACAGAUAUGAGCUUAAAGCCUACAAUAAGGACCACCCAGAGGUACCACCUAUCACAGCCACUUACCUGGCUAAUGGCAAUUUCACAGGUGUGAUGACUGGUCUCACUCCAUCAACUCAGUACAUUGUUACUGUAAGUGCAUGUAGUCCUACUGGCUGCUCUGAGAGUCCUGUUGGUAACAGUGGUGAUGAUAAUGAUGUAAGAUCAAGCUUCAAAACCCCAGAAGAAGUUCCAGACAGUGUCUCGCCUCCACUUGCAGUUUCAUCUCCUUCAGCUCUGUUUAUCACCUGGGAACCUCCAGCUAGGCCAAAUGGAGAUAUUACGGAGUAUUUGCUCUAUCACAACGAUGAAAUGGUCUACAGAGGAAAAAACAGGGACCAUAACAUCACUGGUCUUGGUGUGUACUCAACUAACUUAUUGGUACUGAGUGCUUGCACUAAAGUGGGCUGUACCAACAGUUCACGAGUUACAGCUCUGACCUCUCAGCUUCCACCUGGGCCACUACAUGCACCAAGUCUCACCUUGCUGGACUCAAGGACUUUAUUUGUGGAGUGGUCACGUCCCUCACAGAUAAAUGGCGUUUUGAAGUCCUACUCCGUCUUUCUGUCACAAGAUGGUUCUGAGCCCAUGCUUGCUUUUAACAGCUCAGAACUUACUGAAGAGCACACACUUCGCAGCCUAACUCCAGGAACAUCCUACUCCGUCACCGUGGCUGCCUGCACAGGAGGUGGGUGCACCAAAAGCCCCCCAAGCCAAAUUCAGACAGAGGAGAGUACCCCAGAAAACGUUCCUGCACCGCUGGUCAUCCCCCUGUCCCCACAUUCACUGAACAUUAGCUGGACCCCUCCUGAGACUCCUAAUGGUGUUAUAACAAGCUACGGUCUCUGGAUGGAUGGAGUUCUUGUUUUUAACUCCAGUUCCUCACAGGAGUUCUUCGUAGUGGAAGGACUUUCUCCUUGGAGCCGUCAUGUUAUUAGACUGCAGGCAUGCACAGCACAGGGCUGUGGCAAAGGACCAAUGGUGGAGGCACAUACUUUGGAGAUGGCCCCAGAAGGCCCUAUACUUCUGGAGUUGACCAAUCAGAGUUCUAGAUCUCUCCGAGCCCGUUGGACUUCCCCUCCUAGACCAAAUGGAAACAUCCACUACAAACUGUACUACAAAAGCAAAGAUGGUCAUGGUGUGUUGGACGGGGGAUCAGCAGCAGGCAUUUGGUUGUCUGUAUCUGACCUAGAGCCCUACAAAAACUACAGCUUCUGGAUCAGAGGAUGUAACACACAGGGUUGUGUUGAGAGCCUGCCACUCAACCUCACUACACCUCCAGCAGCCCCAGAUGGAUUGUCACCUCCGACUUUAGUCGAUGCAUCCAGCACCAGUCUAAAUGUAUCGUGGUCUGCACCUGUCAAGUCUAACGCCCCGGGACCUCUCCUGUACAGUUUGCAAAUGAGAACAUCUCCGCAGAACUCUAUCAUAAGGCUUCUGGAAAAUGCAACAGAAACUCGCUCCUAUAAUGUUGAGGGUUUGUCACCAUUCACCAACUACCUGUUCCGAGUGGUGGUUUCACAUUCCCAUGGACAGACGGUGGGGCCUUGGGCAACCCUAUGUACAGCUGAGGAUCAUCCAGGACAAAUAGACACACCAACUGUUAUGGGACUUCAUCCUCGGACUGUAUUAGUUACUUGGGAUCCUCCAGCUCAAAGAAAUGGAAUCAUUACAAAUUACACCCUUUAUCUUUACUCAGACUCCAUCACUUCUCUAGAUUAUAACCCUAAUUUAGUCACCAGCUCGUCCUACAACUCAGAUUUAUCAUCAGAACCAAGCCUGACUUCCACCACUGAUGCAGUACUCAAUUCAGAUUCUAACUUAUUGACAUCAUCAAAUCCUGGCAGACCUGAGGACUCUGUGGCUUCUGUAGAUUAUGAUAACAAAUUGAGCAUAAUUCAAGAAAAUGCACACAUCAACCACUUCUCCACCAUGAUUCCUAGUGUUGUUGAAAAGACGCAGACGGAGACAUCUAGUGAAAAUACUAAAGGUCAUGACAAAAAUAUGAUCUUAUUCAAAACAGCUGAGCCUAACAGCAGCAGUUUAAAUCCAGACAUCUCACCAUCAGUCCCAUAUUAUCCUGAAAGUAGCUUGGGUCCCAAUCAUUUUAUUACACCAUCUACCAGUCCCGUCUCCCCCUUUUCUGCUACUAAUUCUGGAUCCACUCCACUCUCUGUCACUGUUCCUGGAAAUACCACCAGUUACACUUUCCUCAAUCUACUUCCCUACCAAACAUUUCACCUCCAGGUGAGAGCGUGCACAAGGGUCGGUUGCUCAGUGUCAGAGACAUCUCAGUAUUUCCAGACUCUACCAGCUCCACCUGAAGGGGUGCCUGCACCUUACCUUUACUCCGAAACACCGACAUCUGUUCUCUUAUCCUGGGGUGCACCAGAAAAAAGCAAUGGACCACUAGAACGUUGGGUGAUCGAGCGAAGAGUUGCUGGAACCCAACAAGUCUCCACAGUAGGCCAUCUUCCACCCUUUCCUCCCCCUCUUUCGUUCCUGGACUCCUCCUCAGCUCUCAGUCCUUGGACAGGCUACCACUAUCGGCUUGUGCUCCAUAAUGAGGCUGGAAAGGCUUCUGGGCCCUGGGCCAGUGUCACCACCAGACCUUCUCGGCCAGCUGGAUUGAAUCCCCCAAGAGUAAAAGUUAUUGGAUCCGACUCGCUUCAAGUCACAUGGUCACCACCUUUGAUUCCUAAUGGAGAGAUUCAUGGAUAUGAAAUCCGUCUCCCUGAACCGCGAAUCUUUCAUGACACCAUAAAUUCCACGGAGCUCAAUGUCACGAUAAUAGACCUUGUUCCAUACACAAAUUACAGUGUGACUGUGCUGGCAUGUUCAAAAGGUGGAGGAUAUGUAGGUGGAUGUACAGAAAGUCCUCCAACUCCUGGUUCCACUUUACCAACAAGACCUGAAGACCUUUCACCUCUAACAGUAGUGCCAGUCAGUGAAUCUUUUCUGGCCGUUUCCUGGCAAACACCAAAUCGGCCUAAUGGACCCAACAUCAGAUACAAGUUGCUCAGACGUAAAACCCACCAACCCCUGGCCGUCACCAUGGUUCCCACAUUAACAGCCACUUCCCCACCCCCCUCUGAAGAUCUCCAUCGCUGGUUCCAUGUUUACUCCGGCACCAAAUUGUUCUAUGAAGAUAAAGGCCUAAGCAGAUUUACCCGUUACCAGUACCAGCUUGUGGUUUAUAACGAUGUGGGCUUCACUUCAGGAGAUAUUGUUACUGCAAUGACAUUGGCAGGGGCUCCUCUCAAACCUCCUACUCUGUCUGCUCAUGCUAUCAAUCACACAGCUGUACAAGUCAACUGGAAUAAACCUUCUUUGCAUGACCUGCAGGGAGAAGUGGAAUCAUUCUUCCUCUCAAUAAACUCCUCUGAGUCCAGUCCAUUGAUGUGUUAUGGACCUGAGGUCAAGUCAGCUGUGAUAGGAAACCUUUGGCCCAGGACAACCUAUUUGAUAUCGCUGCAGGUGUUCAAUGGUGCACAUAACACAACUAAAGCAUUGGUUGACGUCACGACAGCUGAUGGAGAGCCAGAAGGGAUGUCAGCUCCUGAAGUGGUUCCAGUAAACAGCAGCACAGCCCGUGUCCUCUGGUUCCCUCCUUAUCGACCCAAUGGAGUAGUUACUGGUUACAACAUCUACGUUAAUGAUCGCCUUCACAGCAGUGUGGACAACAGCUCUGGUUCAUACCUUCUGGGGGACCUACUACCUUUUACAGUCUACAAUAUACAAGUGGAGGUGUGCACGCUGUAUGCAUGUACUCGGAGUAAUAUUACUGAAACAACCACUGUUGAAGACCUGCCAGCUGACCUGCCCAGUCCAAAUGCCCAAGUAAUCAGUCCUAGAGUGGUGAGAUUAGAAUGGGCCCAUCCGGGCAAACCCAGUGGGAUCAUGCUGGGCUACAAGGUUUUAAGACGGACCCUUAGAUCAUGCACCGAUGGGUCAAUGGGGUCAUCCUCAGCCAGUGCCCAUGGUUUAAAAUUUAAAUGUUCGUACCUGGAGUGUCCUGUGGGUAACAGCGUUUGUGGGACAUCCUGCUUUCAUCCUGAAUCACAGGUAUGUUGCAGUGGAGUACUGCACAAAAGACAGCCACAUCAUCAUUGCUGUGACGAGCUUUAUUUAAGUUGGAAUGAUUCUUCCAACCCUGUGUGCUGCGAUAGCAAACUUGUCCCAUCUCGCCCUAAUCAUCAAUGCUGUGGAGGAUACUUUACUCUUAUAAAAAACAAUGAAUACUGCUGUCCUGACCACUUGCAGGGACGGGUCUCUGUGGGGCCUGGUGACAGCUGCUGUGGGGGGGUUCCUUAUUCCAUGACAGGGGGCCAGCUCUGCUGCAGUGGGAAACUACAUGAUGGCUAUGGGCUCCAAUGCUGCGGAGGCCUGAUAGUAGAUGACACCUUGGUUUGCUGCAAGGAUGCUGUGCAUAUAUAUAAACCAGGGUUUAUCUGCUGUGGAGAAGAGUAUGUCAACUCUUCAACCUCUCUCUGCUGUGUUGACAACGAUGGAGCUGCCACAAUUCACCCCUCUGGUAAUGCCACAGUGACACUGCAGUGCUGUGGGUCAAAGGUCAUACAUCUGGAUGAAGAAUGCUGCAAUGGGAUCGGUUUCGACCCCCAACGGCAUGUCUGUGCUGAUCAGGCCACAGCUGGACUGCUGAUACCGCACCAGUGUUUUCAGGGCGCUGUCUGUCCUGUGGCUGCUGCAGCUACAGCUUAUUGUGGCUCCUGCAACCUUGAUCCUUCUUUAACUGCCUGCACUUGGGUCCUGAAUGCACAUCCAGACCCCAACACAUCAUCCAUGACACAAGUGUCAUUCAUCAGCCCCACGCUGGAAACCCUCACUACGCUGCCAGAACAUGCAAACAGAAGUAAAACCAUAACAUCUGACAGAAAGAAUCACACGAAUACUGAGCACCCAGAGGCAGGCGGAAAUCUGUGCCCUUCACAUGAGGAGGUGGUCUACAGCGGUGACGCCAGUGCUCACACAUUUACAGACACUGAUCUGGAGCCCUUUACAACUUAUGCGUAUCGAGUGAUGGGCUGGAACAGCUUUGGCCCAGGUUCCAGUGAUGUUACCACAGUGACAACCAGUGAAGACAAGCCAUGGGGAGUGGCCCCACCCCGCUGGAGUUGCCUAAGUGAACGAGAUGAUAUCAUCCAACUGCAAUGGGAAGCUCCUGCAAGGCCUAAUGGCAUUAUAACCCAUUAUGUUGUGCUGCGAGAUGGACAAGAACGUUACCGUGGAGAUGAGAAUACUUUCACUGAUGUGGGAGGGAUCAGGCCGUAUCAGGAGUUCUUCUACCAGUUGAGGGCCUGUAACCAUGCUGGCUGUACUGAGAGCACAAAGGUGGUGGCAGUGACAGCACAGGGGGUUCCAGAGGAUGUAGAGCCUCCGGUGGUAACAGCUGUUAGCUCCACCUCUCUCCACAUCAACUGGUCUGUGCCUUCUCGUCCAAAUGGAGUCAUCCAGAGGUACCACCUGAAUCAGACUGGAGUCGGAACCAUAGUCACACACAGUGGUGGACGUAAAAAUUAUACUGUGACGGGUUUGCAGCCAUACUCGGACUACAGUUUUUUGGUGGUGGCAUGUACGACUGUAGGAUGUGCAGCCAGCGAACCUUCUACAGGACGCACAAUGCAAGCCUCGCCUAGUGGUGUGUGGUCCAGCCCUAGACACCUGGUAUUAAACACAUCCACUGUGGAACUGUACUGGGAUCAGCCAUCUCAGCCUAAUGGGAAUGUGUUCCAGUACACUCUUAUAAGAGAUGGUCGCACUGUUUUUACUGGAGAUUACAGGGACCAGAAUUAUACUGAUACUGGACUCCUGCCAAAUCACAGGUAUUUCUAUGAAUUGGAGGCCAGUACAGCAGGCGGCAGUGGUUUGAGUGAGAUAUAUGCUGUAGAUAUGCCAGUCUCCUGCCCCACUGGAAUCCUACCCCCCUUCAACAUGACAGUUUUAGGCCCUCACUCCGUAUCACUUACCUGGUCCCCUCCUGCUCAUCUAAACAGCAGUCAGCCUGUCUUCUACAAUGUCCUGUUGAAUCCAGGAAGUCACAAAACCAUAAGUCGUCAUGCUGGACAAGACUUGCACCUCUCUGUGAUGGAUCUGGAGCCUUUCACCACUUACUACAUACGAAUACAGGCCUGUCAGAAUGAGGGAUGUGGGGUUGGAGAUGGUGUCUACAUCCACACUUUAGAGAAAACUCCAGAAGGUCUGCAGCCCCCCACAGUAAAGGCCCUGGGGCCUAAUGUUUCGGAGAUCCAAUGGACACCUCCAAAGAAGCCGAAUGGACUCAUCACAUCCUAUCAUAUAUACAGGCGACCAUUAGGAACAGAAGAGGAGUUGCUGGUUUUUAUUUGGUCCAUGGGGCCCCUUGAAUUUGUUGAUGCAAGUCCCACCCUGCAACCAUUCAGCUUCUUUCAGUACAAGGUUAGUGCCCAUAACUCCAAAGGCUUCGUGACCAGUCUGUGGGCUCUAGUCCAAACAUUAGAGGCACAACCACAAGAAAUGGCAUCCCCUGUUAUCAUACCCACUGGUGCUUAUUCCGUUUACUUGAGAUGGCGUCAACCAGGCCAGCCCAACGGUCUUAUUUCCUGUUAUAGACUGGUUUACAUCAAGCACCUGCAGGACCCAACUCUGAACUCAACUACUUAUACAGCUCUCACUGUAGAGGGUUCAGUGUUGGAGGCAUCAGUCUUUGGUCUUGACCCAUACAGUCAGUACAGUCUCCGUGUGGAAGCUGUGAAUCGGGCAGGUUCUGUUUCCAGUCCAUGGGUGGAGGUCAUGACCCUGGAGGCUUCCCCAGCAGGUCUGGGAAACAUUACAGUAGAGCAGAAGGAGGAGGGUAGAGCUUUGCUGCUCAGCUGGGAGGAGCCACGUUCUCCAAAUGGAGUCAUCACGAUGUAUAAUUUGUACAGUGAGGGGAACCUGGAGUUCAGUGGGUUAUCACGGAGUUUCCUGUUUCGUCGUUUGGAGCCAUGGACUGUUUACUCUCUGACUCUUGAAGCCUGUACCUCGGCAGGAUGCACGCACAGCCCUCCUCAGCACAUCACCACAGCGGCUGCACCACCUGCAUUGCAGCUGCCCCCUAAGCCUCUUUCUGUUGGCUCUGACCAUGUGUCCUUUACUUGGGAGCCUCCCUCACAACCCAAUGGGCCAAUUGGAGAAUAUUCUCUGCUUUGGAGGAGACUGAAAGAGAGCGGGACAUCGCAAAUUAAUGAAGAAGAUACCGAUGGGGGAAAGUUGCUCUUCCCAGAAUCAUCCCCACAGCGAGCCGAAUCCCUCUCCUAUACCGUGACCGGUUUGCGUCCCUGGACCCAAUAUGAGUUUAGCAUCUGUACUCACAACCCAGCCGGACACACCUGCAGCUCCUGGGUAACUGUAACAACAAGACAAGCCCCUCCUCGUGGCCUCACCACUCCAAGAGUGAGACACGUCCAUGGCCGACCCAGUGAGCUGGUGAUAUCCUGGACUCCUCCUUUGGAGCCAAAUGGGGUUCUAAAGUCUUACAGGAUACAGAGAAAUAAUGUCAGCUUCUCAUUCAGUUUUGACCCGACUGUCUUGACCUACACAGAUGAAGACCUGCAUCCAUUCUCAACAUACAGCUAUUCAGUGACAGCCUGCACUUCUGAGGGAUGUACAACCAGCCCCUGGACUAACAUCACAACGCUAGAGGCCCCACCUGAGAUGGUAGAUCCCCCCACAAUGGAUGCCAUAACUUCUGAUCUUAUAAACAUUUCAUGGAGUAAACCGCUGAUGCACAACGGAGAGGUGACAGAAUAUAUCCUGAAAAUGAACAACAAAGAGGCCUAUCGUGGGAGAGACUUUAGUACAGUGCUGUCAAAUCUGCAGCCGCAUACGUCCUAUCAGCUGGUUCUGUUGGCUUGUACCAGAGGUGGCUGCACUACCAGCAAUACGACAACCGUUGUUACUAAGGAAGCUCCCCCAACACAUCUGGCAGUCCCAACUCUUAAGGUUACGGGACCAGAGUCCGUUGAGAUCACCUGGAGACCCCCCGAUCAUCCUAAUGGGAUCAUCACUGGGUAUGAGCUCUGCAGAGAUGGUGAAGUUAUCUACGUUGGCACAGACACCCACUAUCACGACUUCACUCUCCUGCCAAGCAUAGAGUACCGCUAUGUUGUCAGGGCCAACAACAGCAGAGGUGCUGUAAGCAGUGAGGUAGCCACAGCAAAAACUCAUCCAUCAGUCCCAUCUGGUGUGGCUCUCCCAACGCUAACAUCACUGGAGGCAACCCGGGUUAGAGUAGAGUGGCAGACUCCAGCUCGACCUAACGGAGAAAUAGUGAGCUACGCCGUGUAUCUGAGAGAUCCUGUCCAGCUCAACAUCACCAGUGCUAUCUUUACUCAAGAAGAUAGUUCCUUUUAUGACAAGCAAAUCAUAUUGCAUCGACUGAGUCCUUACCAUAGGUAUGAAGUGAGGGUAGAAGCCUGCACAGUGCUGGGCUGUUCUUCUAGUGACUGGUCCUCAGUAUGCACACUGGAGGCUCCCCCUGCUGGUCAGCCAGCACCACUCUUAGAUCUCACAACUGACCCUCAGUCCAGCCUGCAGACAAGCUUUCUUCUCACGUGGUCCUCCCCAGCUCUGUCGAAUGGUAGGAUCCUACACUAUGAGGUACACCGCAGACAAGACGCCUUGGACACAGACAAGCCGGGUACAGCAACAUCUGUUUAUAAGAAUGUCUCCACAUCAUUCAAAGACAGUGGACUUCAGCCUUACACGACAUACCAAUACCAGGUGUGGGCUGUAAACUCAGCUGGUAACACCUCCAGCCCAUGGGUCAGUGGGAGGACUGGACCUGCUCCGCCUCAGGGUGUGGGCCCACCUAUUGUCUUGGAUGUUUCAUCAACUUCAGCGGUCGUGGACAUCCUCCCCCCAGCUAAACCCAACGGGAUUGUGAGCCUCUUCAGAGUGUUUUCCGAGGACCACGACAACCUAACUCUGCUAUCAGAGGGAACAUCCCAUCAGCAGACACUCCAUGGUUUACGUCCUUACACUCAGUACUGGGUGGGAGUUGAGGCAUGCACCUGUUAUCAGUGUUGUAGCCGGGGUCCAGUGAUACAGCUUCACACCCUUGCUGCUCCGCCAGCCGACCAGCGUCCCCCUCGGCUCAUCACCCUGACCUCUCGCUCGGUUCAGAUGGAGUGGGACGAGCCCAUGGAACCAAAUGGAGUCAUUGACAGCUGUGAGCUUCAUAUCAGGUCCUCCUGCCCACAGCCCCCACAGCCCAUCCCUUCAGCCUGCACACAGGGACUAACAGAAAUCUGCUUCUUUGGCAAACAACUGAGCUAUAAUGUCACAGGUCUCCAACCAUACUCUACCUAUGAGCUGAGAACUGCCUGCUUCAAUAACAUGGGCAGCACUGCCUCCAACUGGACAACCGUCAGCACACUCAGCGAACCACCGCAGUACGUGUCUCCCUUCUCUGUGGACAGCAACCUGACAGUAAUCUGGAUGGACUGGACCAGGACCUUUUCCCUCAACGGGUACCUGAAGGAGUUCACUGUGAUGGAGAGCCAGCUCAGAGUUUACACAGGCUUCUACAGCUACCUUCACAUCCCACGCACAUCACAGAAAACCUUGUCGUUUCAGGUGACUUGUGUCACAGACAGCGGCAGUGCCAGCACGCCCACCAUCAGAUACAGCCCAGCCACAGGCCUUGGUCCUGUUGAGCCUGUUGAUGGUGAUAAGCAGGGUGUCAGCAUUUCAGCCACACCUGUUUACUCUGAGCUGUGGUUCAUUCUGCUGUUCGCACUGCUGGGUCUGUUCCUGCUUGCUUUACUGAUUGGCUUACUGUUAAAAAGAGCUUUGAGGAAGAAUCCAUCAGCCAGAGAGCGCCCUCCACUGGUCAUGCUUCAGAAGAGCAGGAAGGCCGGAGGAGACGCGUACUCGUUUGACACUGUAGCAGACUGUGUUGAGAUCAGCAACAUUAUACUUAAAAGCUACACUGUGUACACAGAGGGUCUGACAGACACAAAGAUUGUUGGCAGCAGUUCACGCUAUAGCCCCAUGUCUGUCCUGCGGGCUCCCAGUCAAACUGACCUAACUCAAGCCUACUCCCAGCAUUCCCUGCAUCGCAGCGUCAGUCAGCUGAUUGACAGGAAGUCACUGAUGAUGGACGAAGGAUGUUGGGACAACCCAACGGGAUAUGAUUCUGGACUGUAUGUGGAGGAAGAUGAGCUUGUGGACGCCAUCAAGGCCUUGACUUCUGUGAAAAAAGAGCACACCAUGUUUACCGACACUCAUCUUUAGGCUGGUAACGGUGAAAUACUGGAGCUGAUUAGUGUCCUGUCGUAUUCCCACAAUGUGUUUGACAUGGAGUAGAGCAAAGCAACCUUCGCUUUAGUAGAAUCAGGGACAAAACAGUGCUUAGACUUCACAGUUUGUAAAUAUCUGACUCAGAUUCUGAUCGAUUUUCUCUGCUUGCCAACUAUUUUUACAGCAUUUAAAUUCCCAGUAGGAUCAAAAUAAUCCAGCAGUAGUUCUGGUCAGUAACUCCCAACCUUUUAACUGUGCCUAUUACAAUAUUUUAAUGGACAGAACUAGAGCUUUAAUAGUAGAUAGACACAUGGUCUAUAUGCUGUUAUUACUGAAUGGAUUUGCCAAUUAUUUAAAUGUUUUUAUUUUUAUUAACUUUUCUUAAAACACGUUGCUGGAAAUUGCAGAUGUAAUGUCUGUUUAUUAUAAUGUGACCAAAAGGUCCAACCUGAGAUUUUGUCCUACUGCAUCUUUGUAUAUUUAUUGCUUUUUUUGUGAUUUUAAAUGUAAAGCUAAUGGCUGAUAGUCAACUCAGAUCUCUGUACUUGCUGUUAAUGGUUACUGACUGUUGUUUCCAUGGUUUACAGAUUAUAUCACUGCUCUGUCGUUAAAGAACCUUCAGUUUCAAUAAGAGAAAGGAAAACUCCUGUUUAGCGUCUUCUAUAGAAGUAAAAAAACACACUGAUUAUAUCUAGAAUCCACACACUAGAUGUAGAAGCUGUACAUAUUAGAGAGCUAUGUUUACUUUCAUUGUAAUGUUGAUGGGUUAUAAUGAUUUUUGCAUACAAUAUUAAUAACUGCUGUUAUGACCAACUUAAAAAAAAAUGACAGUAUUAUUUAUGGCUGUAUUAUCUGUUAUUCAAAGAUAUGUUGUAGA